Diorhabda sublineata is the source of this 654-nucleotide messenger RNA. RefSeq names its product cilia- and flagella-associated protein 161-like. The record is from RefSeq and is a predicted model, not a curated record. Gene Ontology annotation, cellular component: motile cilium. NCBI's taxonomy places the organism in Eukaryota, Metazoa, Arthropoda, Insecta, Coleoptera, Chrysomelidae. Gene Ontology annotation, biological process: cilium assembly. The transcript is spliced from 5 exons. Bases 1 to 654 code for a protein of 217 amino acids.
AUGUGGGACGAGGAAAUGGCUUUGAGGGAAGAUAAGAUGCGUAUAACGGCUUACAAGAGAGACCGCUGUGUAAUUAACGAACGGGAUAUUGAUUAUAUACAACAUUUUAAACAUGGUUGUGGUUUAUCUGCUUCACCUUUAAAACAACCCUGCGUAAGAAACACUUUUAAGAUAAUGGGAACGCGGUCGAAUAAGGAAGGUCAACAAGUGUUUUUUGGGGAGGACGUCUUGCUACAAAUUUGUGAAAGUUCCGGUCCUCCCCUGUAUAUACAAUGCGAAAAUUCUACUAUGGAUUCUUUCGGUGGUCAUUUAUCUGUAAGAUUAUCCGAAUGUCCAGAUAUAUAUUGUAGGUUUAAAUUUUAUCAUUGGAAUCCUCAAAAACGUACUAAAACAAACGGUACUACCUUUAAACCAGAUACGAGAGUUAUUAUUCAGCAUACAGCGUCUGGUAGAAAUUUAGCCUUUGAGCCUGGUCAAUGGAUGCCAACUUUUUAUGGACCGGAACUACAGGUAAGCUGUCAUACUUAUAGAGACAGUCACAAAAUGGAAACCAUUGAAAAUUUUUGGAAAAUCGUUACGAGACCUUUAUCAGACGCAGCUUUAUUAGUACGGGCUGCCAAAGGUGAAAAUAUCCCCAUGGAUUUAUUUGAAUAA